CGCAGCGGCACACGCGCGCUCCCGCUCACGCUCUUUGACAGUGUCGCGCGGGCUGUCGGGAUCAUGUCCGCCAUGUUUUCACACCAGCCGAGAAAAAAAAGCCCGUGAAAAAACACCAUAACUCGCUCAGAGAUGCCUUUAACCGCCGGAUUUCGAUCGGAGGUACGUCAGUGAGCGCGGCCGCGGAGAGAACCGUUGGCUCGUGUGUGUAUUUGUACCGAAUGAUCCGUGUUUAGUGUGUUUGUGAUCGCUAAAAACAAUGAGUAAACUCUCGUUCCGCGCGCGAGCGCUAGACGCCGCCAAACCGCUGCCGAUCUACCGCAAUAAAGACCUCCCGGACCUCACCGACUGCGUCUCCAUCAACCGAACGGUUCCACAAAUGCCAACUGGGAUGGAAAAGGAAGAGGAGUCGGAGCACCAUCUCCAGAGGGCCAUCUCUGCCCAGCAGGUGUUCAGGGAGAAGAAGGAGAGUAUGGUCAUCCCUGUGCCAGAGGCAGAGAGUAACAUCACGUAUUACGACCGCCUUUACAAAGGAGAGUUCCGCAUCCCCAAACAGCUCAUCCACAUCCAGCCUCUGGGUCUGGAUAACGAGCUGCCUGACUAUGAUAUGGACUCAGAGGAUGAGACUUUACUGAACAGACUCAAUCGCAAAAUGGAGCUCAAACCUGUGCAGUUCGAGACCAUGAUGGAUCGGUUAGAGAAAGCCAGCACCAACCAGUUGGUCACUCUUCAGGAGGCCAAGCUGCUGCUAAAUGAAGAUGACUACCUGUUGAAGUCAGUGUAUGACUACUGGGUGAGGAAGAGGAAGAACUGCCGGGGCCCAUCGCUCAUCCCUCAGAUCAAGCAGGAGAAGAGGGAUGGCUCCACCACCAACGAUGCUUACGUGGCCUUCAGGCGCCGCACAGAGAAGAUGCAGACUAGGAAGAAUCGCAAGAAUGACGAGGUGUCUUAUGAGAAGAUGCUGAAGCUGAGGAGAGAAUUCAGCCGAACCAUGAGCAUCCUGGAGAUGAUCAAGAAGAGAGAAAAGAGCAAACGAGAGCUGCUGCAUCUGACGCUAGAAGUGUUUGAGAAAAGAUAUCAAAUUGGAGACUUCUCAGGAGAGGUUCUGAAUGAAGUAACUGUACCUCUGGCAGAGAAAACCAUUUACCCUGCGCCCAUAUCCUUACCCAUGAGCAGCCGACACAAGGUAGAGAGCAAAAUUAAGUCCCACAAAUCUGGGCCCAAACACCUCCACCCCUUCACAGUCAAGCCUGAGCCUCACUUUGACUUUGUGCGUUCCCAUAAAAAGUACAAGAGGCCCAAUCUUGAUGCAUUUCGCCAGCCUGGUCGGCCAGAGCGACAGCAAACCAUCAACAAGGCAGACAUUAAACAAUAUGACUUCCACAGUUCUGGAGAGGAGGAUUACCCGCUGUCUCCUGCUUCAGAGCCGGAUGAAGAGAAUGAUCCUGAUGGAAUCUUUGCCUUCAGACGGAAAGCUGGCUGCAGUUACCAUGCUCCGCUGAUGGGUCAGAGCUGCUCUCCUCACUGGCAGCAGAUGGGUCAGGACCGGCUAUGGCAGCGCAACUGUCUCACCGCCCUGUCCGUGCCCAGACGCUGUAUUGCAGUGGCACGCGGGAGGGUGGGUAGAGGUGGCAGGGUUGUUUUGGAUCGCACCUCGUCAGAUCUGGACCGUGCCCUCAGGCAUCUGGACCCUGACAUGUUUUAUCCCUCUGCUGACUCUAUUGUGCCUGACCUCCCCGUCCACGCAAAUACAAACUCUCAGAACUACAAAUUAAGCCCUCAGCGCUCACUGACUCAGCUCCUGAGUGACAUCCAGGCCUGCAGGUGGAAGUUUUUUCGCCUUCGGCCGCUACAGGAGAACUCAAGGGGUGAGGACAAGAAAGGGACUCCGCAGGUGGAAAAAGGUGGAGCGACGCCUCUCUCUAACAGUGUGUCAGGUGGAUACACAGAAGAGCAAUUUCACUCCCAUCAGCAGCAGCUGGUUCAGAUGCACAAACAGUUACAGCAGCAAGAACUCCAGCAGAACUCGACAGCACCAGAACUGCACAUUGCUUUCACAACGAAACACAGCGUCACACACGGCGAGCUAGAGUACUUAUGUCAAAAUCUUUGUUUGGUGGUUAAUUUAAAGAAAGCUGAUCAUAUUUCAAUGAUUCUUCUGUCUCCUGCAGGAAGCUUUAGACAAGCAAAAAUGAACCGUUCUGCACCGAGUGGAGGUGGUGGUGAGUCAGGCUCUUUAGUACGUAUGACGAAUGCAUCUAGCCCACAGCUGCCCGUCCCUCAGUCUCUGCCUCACGGCCACGGGCACCUGAGCACUGUGAGCGCUGUAUCUCCUGCCCACACGCACCACAGUGCACGCCUGUGCGCCCCUUCACCCUCAGCCUUAAAGUUGGCCAGUGUUGCUAGCAGUCUGGACCGGGUAACCAAAGUCACCCCUACUAGUGCCAUCGACAUUGCCAGGGAAAAUCACGAACCAGAGAGACUGACUCUCAACGGAUUAUCAGAGACCACAGUCGCCAUGGAGGUCAUAUAGCCCAUCCAAAAACACAAAAGACUUCAGUGCUGAGAGCUGUGCGCUUCUACACAGACUUAUACCCAAUAACAGCAUAUCAAAAUAUUAAGAGAAAUUUGUCAAUAUUAUAAGUGUACAUUUUGUAAAAUUGGGAAUUAUCACUACCUUGUAAAAAUAGUAUAUUUGUAUCAUUAGUCUGUCAUUUCUGUUACUUGAAUCCUAGAUUGGUUUUUUGUUUUGUUUUUUUGGUCAUCAUGCUUUUGCACUUGAAAAUGCAAGCAAGACAAGUGCAUCAGUUCAUGUCGGGAUCAUGAGCAUGAAUAUUGGUCCUGCGUCACUUGUUUUAACUAUUUAUUUUGCAAUGUUUACAUUUUUGUAUCUCAUACAAAUAAAUCCAAAUCUGUGACCACAAAAUGCAGACACAGCUAGUAUACCAUGCUUUGUGCUUUUUUCUUUUCAGGAAGGAGAAAGCUGAAUUUGGUUUCACAGAUGUGUACUUUCAGAAGGAGUGAUCUUCCCUUGAAAUGUCGACCAUUUUUAAAUGGUUUAUUUUCUUGCCUUCCUCUCUUUGUCUUACCAAUGUUAAUUCUGGAGACCAAUGGCCUCCAUCAGAAUGUGCUUAUGUGAAGCUCCUUGAGAAAUCAAGCAGAAGACCUUCAAUUUGGCAUUUACUUUCUGCUCUUCUGAUGGAGUCAGCCGAACCCUCAUUUGUAUUUAGCCAUUGCUGGUUAAUCAGUGUGGAAGGAGCUGUUCAGGGCUCUGACUGGUGUUGUAUUGAAAGUAAACUACAGGUCACAAAUACUGUCAGCCAUCUUGUUUAUGAAUGCUGAAAUUUAUACAUCCUCAGUCCAGUGUCUUCAAAUAAAUUUCCCCUUUUCAAAUGGCCUUUUUAAUGAAAUGAGUGA
Molecule: messenger RNA, 3417 nt
Organism: Sinocyclocheilus rhinocerous
Lineage: Eukaryota; Metazoa; Chordata; Actinopteri; Cypriniformes; Cyprinidae
Product: enhancer of polycomb homolog 2-like
Exons: 13
Coding region: 260-2533 (757 amino acids)
Biological process (GO): regulation of transcription by RNA polymerase II
Cellular component (GO): NuA4 histone acetyltransferase complex
Source: RefSeq, a predicted model, not a curated record